CAUGUUGGUUGAUACUAGUUCUGAUCAUCGUUCUUUUAGUAUGGCCUCAAGACUGGUUGUCUCUAGACGAUGCCUUCCUAGAUUCAGAUGUCUGAUUGUCUUAAUGAUUGUGCCAGUUUGUUUUACAAUGAUCUUUAACCACUAUGAAAAGAUCACUUACUUUUUGCGGCCGCUUUGGGACACACCUCCACGCCCAUUGACGUACGUUCCACACUAUUAUGCAGAAAAUGCUUCUUUGGCCACCUUAUGCCGCCUUCAUGGAUGGACCUUACGCUCUGAACCCCGAAGGGUCUUUGAUGCUAUCAUAUUCAGCAAUGAAUUGGACUUACUUGAAGUUAGAUGGGGUGAACUCUAUCCUUAUGUCACCAAGUUCAUCAUUCUUGAAUCUAAUGCAACGUUUACUGGUAUGCCAAAGGCCCUCACUUUUGCUUCAAAUCGUGAACGGUUUUCAUUUUUCGAGGAUAAAAUUGUUUAUGGUUUUCUCCCUGGGAAAUUAGCAUCCGGCGGACAGCGUAUUAAUCCAUUUUCAGUGGAAGGACAUCAUCGAUUUUCCAUGAAUGAAUUGAUUAGUAGUUCUGGUAUCUCUAAUGGUGAUCUUCUUAUUGUAGCAGAUACUGAUGAGAUCCCAAGUGGAAACACCAUUAAGCUACUUCAAUGGUGUGAUGGUAUUCCACCAGUGUUGCAUCUUGAUAUGAAAAAGUAUUUGUAUUCUUUUGAAUUCCCAACGGAUCCCACCUGGAAGGCCACAAGCCAUAUAUAUCAUCAGCAUACUCGAUAUAUGCAUUCACGACAAACAGAUCUUGUACUUUCUGAUACAGGAUGGCACUGCAGCUUCUGCUUCAAGUAUCUGAGUGAGUUUGUGGUCAAAAUGACAUCAUACAGCCACGCAGACCGUGUGAAAAACAAAGAACACUUGGAUCACUCUAGAAUCCAGCAAAAGAUUUGUAACGGAGAUGAUCUUUAUGAUAUGUUGCCUGAAGAAUACACUUUCAAGAACUUGAUUGGAAAGAUGGGAUCAAUACCCCAUUCAGCUUCAGCAGUUCAUCUACCAACCUACUUGAUAGAAAAUGCAGAAAAGUUCAAGUUCCUUCUUCCUGGGGGUUGUCUUCGCCCUCCCGAUUGAAACCUUAUUGUCAAAAAAUCCUCUUAAGUAGCUCUCCUAGAUCUUCAUGAGGAUAAGUACCGUU
Molecule: messenger RNA, 1187 nt
Organism: Cynara cardunculus var. scolymus (artichoke)
Lineage: Eukaryota; Viridiplantae; Streptophyta; Magnoliopsida; Asterales; Asteraceae
Product: beta-1,4-mannosyl-glycoprotein 4-beta-N-acetylglucosaminyltransferase-like
Exons: 1
Coding region: 2-1123 (373 amino acids)
Biological process (GO): N-acetylglucosamine metabolic process; protein N-linked glycosylation
Cellular component (GO): membrane
Molecular function (GO): beta-1,4-mannosylglycoprotein 4-beta-N-acetylglucosaminyltransferase activity
Source: RefSeq, a predicted model, not a curated record